Molecule: messenger RNA, 2976 nt
Organism: Vitrella brassicaformis
Lineage: Eukaryota; Vitrellaceae
Source: the annotation of a GenBank genome assembly
GUCGGUAUUGUCUGCACAGCCUCACACACGGAGGCAUGCGACGCGCCACACACAUGGAAGUCCGUCGAUAAAGGGAUAGGUUCCAUCGGCUGGCUAUAGACAUGAAGACACACACAUUGAUAGAGAGAAUCCUCUGCGAUCGCUUAAAUGCAUCCGCCGCCCCCAGUGGUCUGAUAGAGACUGUGUGCACACCGACAGCCAAAAACGAGUCGCCCCCUUCCAUAUACACACACAUGGGAUGUGUGUCUGCACCGGCGGCGCUAAAGCACUCGGCCAUGCGACAUGUCAAUGCAGCGCUAUCACGUCGGCCGUGAGUCCAUCAUCAAGGAGGCGACGGCACUCACCCACUGCCACCCAGCAGAUGGCUGAACACACACAGAGAAAAGGAUGGGAGAGGCGGACGCACCGUUCAUGGUGUGUGUGUGUCUUCCUUCUUUUCCCCUGACCUGCAGUGUGUAGAUCUCCAAAUCGGCGAGUGUGAAGUUGAAGCUGGAGGCCAGCCUGGCUUCGCCCUCGUUGGUAAUGGUCCCGACGUACUUCUUGUCGGCCGGCAGCUCCUCCUUCUUCACCCACACCUGGCAGCUGCGAAGGUCGCCUGUCGGGCGGCGAUUGCCGAUCCCCAGCCACAGGCGGCCCUUGGCGAUGCACACCUUGGCGCAUGGCUCACCGUCCUUGUCCGUCACCGCCCCCUGUCUGCCCGCUACCGCCACGACCUGCGCCUUCUUGGGCAGGUCGAUCUUGGUGAUGCCGUCGCCCUCGAACGCGCCACGCACCGAGAAGAGCGACACAGCGCAGGGGGUCGUCUCCUCGCCAGUGGGGUCGGCGGGCGGAGAGAGUCCGCCCUCGAUGUGGGCGGCGAUGAUGGGGCCGCUGGGGUCUUUGAGCAGCAGCAGGAGGUCGGUGGCGUCGCCGACAUUCUUGAACAUGGCCUCGGGCUCCCAGCCGUCACGCUCACCCCUGACACAUAGACAGACACACACCAAAGCAGCAAAAGGAUAUGAUUCACGAGUCACCGACAGCCUCCCUGUGAUCGGUGGCUGACUUGUAGAGUAGUUGUGGCGUCGCAUCCGUCAUGCCGGUCGCGUCGACGAGUGCUCGGAGGCCAUCCGCAGAGAAGAUGGGGUCGGCCGACACAGCACUCCACACCUGCACACAGCCAGGAGAAGCAUCUGAUGAUAUCCCUAGCCACUUGUGUGCCCUCUGGUCGGUGCCUCGCUGACAGACCUGGAAAAGCUCCACUCGCUGGACGGCGACGUCGUGGGUCUCAGCACCACAGAGGCUCGCGGCCUUGCUGCUGAUGGCCUUGCCCACAAAAUUUCCUGUUGGCCGGCAGCUCCUUCUUCUCCACCCACUGAUAGAAGCGGAGAAGGUCGUCAGUCGGGCCGCCAUGCUCGCCCCGCCCCAGCCACAGACGGCCGUCAGCGAUGGCCACCUUGCCCCGUGGCUCACCGUCCUCCUCCGUCACCGCCCCCUGUGUGCCCGCCACCACCACAUGUUGCUCGUCCUGUGGCAGGUCGAUCUUGGUGAUGCCCUCCUCAAACGCACCGCACACCGAGAAGAGCGACACGGGGCACUCGAAGGCCAGCUCAGAUGUUGGGUCGGCCGGCAGGUGCAGCUUGGUGUCGGCGAAGACUGCAAUGGUGUUGGUGUCGUCGCACUUGAUGACGAAGAGGAGGCCGCGGCGCCCCACUACUUGCGGCGCCAGACUCGCAUACGACGAACCGUGCAGCGAAGUCCUGACACACACACCACACAGCCAGACGUGCCGACGAAUGCUUAGAGAAUGGCGUGAUGUCCUUCAUUUGUCUGUUCUCACUUGAAGAGGCAGGCCAUCUUAGGUUGUUUCUUGCCGAUCAUGAUGAGGAGGGUCUGCAUGACGGCGUUGGCGAGGAUGUUGGGGUACAUGGCCUCGAGGACGCCGUACAUCUCACUCACACGCACCAGCUCAUCCUGGUCGGCACACGAGGGCGGCGGGACAACGGCGCCAUCGGGGGAGAGGCGACACCGACGAGCGAAGUCGACGAUCCUGAAGACACCAACAGACGAAUAGAUGAGCUCUUUUGUUGCCUCUGGUGGUUGUCUGGGUGCUUACAGGUCGACGUGGUGAGCACCCACACCGACGAUGGGAGUGCGACCAUACCUGCACACAGGACACAGAGGAGAAGGGAAGCCAAUGAUCACCACACCUGCCUCUGUCAUCUCCUCCUUGCCUUUCUCACUUGGUGAAUCGGUCGUUGAGUGUGUCGCAGUCGGCCAGCGUGGCAUCGGUGGUCGCCAGUGUGCGGCCGCCGACAGUCACACUGAGCACCUCCGCCCCUCCUCUGCCGCCCUUUAUGGACGACUUGAUGAAGGCGCCCAUCAUGUCCAUGAAGCUGCGGAAUGCCGAUUGGCUCUGGCUGUCCUCAGUCGGUUUGUCGAUGGCGAUGGGCGACUCGGCGAAGAAUAUGUCGUGGUAGAAGGGGAUGGGCUGCACGGCGUCGAACGUCUUGAUCUCGUUGACCCACCCAUGCAUCAAACGGCAGAGCUUCUCCGACAACCUGACACACACACAACCAACACACACACAACCAACACACACACAGAGCAGUGAGUCAAUGAGUGAGUGAAUGAGUGUCAUUGGCUGCAUGCUCCCAUCGUCCCUCACCAUAUGAAGUAGAGUGGGUCUGCGUCGAUGAAGAUCGUCCCGUCGGCAUCAUUGAGCAUCCACUCGUCGAACCGGUGCAGCAGCACCGCCACACACGUGCCCCGCAGCCCCUCGCGCAGCAGCAUGCCACUCGGGAACACCAUGACAUAGCCGCCGACGUUGAUCUGCGUCACGCCGCCACUCAUGGUGCCUCCUGUGGCCUGGCUGCUGCCGGUCGAUGAUGACGCCUGCAUGCGGCGAGAGAAGCAGAUGAAUGACGAGACGAUCUCGUGCGCUGCUGGUGCUGGCGACGCAAAGCACUCUCGUGUUGGAGAUCAGGGAAGCGAGAAACA